AACGGAUCGAUAAAUGGGAGGGAAUGGAGUGAUUCGUGGACUACGGAUAUGACUAUUCCUUAACAGCAAUGAUAAGAGAAAUGACACGAAAUUCGUUUCCAUUAUCAGAAUAGCACUACAUUUUCGGUGAUUGUCUGCUCCAUACAUAUACUCGUAUAGUGUUUGUCUGUAAAUCAUAUUGUAUUUGAAAACAUAUGUGAAUUACAAAAAUGUGUGACUCUUUGGUAGAAGAGGAUGAAGGCUUCCUCUAUGAAGAGGACAAAAUGGGAAUGACUAUCACAUCGGGGAGUGUUGUCAUUAAGAAAGAUGAGAGCAAUUUAAUCGGCAUUAGUAUUGGUGGCGGUGCUCCUCACUGUCCCUGUCUUUAUGUGGUUCAGGUGUUUGACAACACCCCGGCCUCCAGAGAGGGUACUCUACAGUCGGGCGACGAAAUAGUCGGAGUAAACGGCACUUCAGUGAAGGGCAGCACUAAAGUAGAGGUCGCGAAACUGAUCCAAUCGGUCAAAGAGGAGGUGAUUAUCAAUUAUAAUAAACUGCACGCCGACCCAAAACAGGGAAAGUCGUUGGAUAUUGUUCUCAAGAAAAUGAAACAUAAAAUGGUUGAGAAUAUGAGUACCACGACCGCCGAUGCCCUCGGACUCAGUCGAGCCAUACUUUGCAACGACAAUUUGCAAAUAUUAAUAAUUGCUAAAUUGAUAGCUUUUGGGGACAUAUUCGCUGAGAUAGGAGUCCGUGAGCCUCAGCCACAGGCGAGUGAAGCCUUCUCUAAGUUUGGAGAAACGCAUCGCUCUAUAGAGAAGUCCGGCUCAACCAUGUUGUCGGCUAUUAAACCAAUGUUAAGCGAUUUGAAUACAUUUUUAAAUAAAGCGAUUCCGGACACUAAGCUAACCAUCAAGAAGUAUGCGGACGUUAAGUUUGAAUAUUUGUCAUACUGUUUGAAAGUGAAGGAAAUGGAUGACGAGGAAUACACUUAUCAGGCACUACAGGAACCGCUAUAUAGAGUGGAAACCGGAAACUAUGAGUACCGGCUUAUACUCCGGUGUAGACAAGACGCCAGAUCUAGGUUUGCAAAACUGAGAUCAGAUGUGAUGGUCAAACUGGAGCUAUUGGAUCAAAAGCACGUUCAAGACAUCGUCGCUCAGUUGCAAAGACUUAUAUCUUCGCUCUCGAGCUUUCAUAACGAAUGCCAUUCUCUGCUGAAAAAUAACACUAUAUUUCCCAUUGAACUCGAUUUAUCCAAAACGUGUACUUUUCAAUACCCCGACCCUUUGGUCAGUCCAUAUCAGGACGAGCCCGACGAUGACCCCGAAGACGAGGGACUCCCGGGUUUGGUGGAGGCGCUCGAAGCCAAGCCCUCCCACCCUCUCAUUGAGGGCUUUGAAUCGUUGCAAACCACCAGUCAUUCAGCGGUCGCCCCCAAGACCACGGAAGAAGAUCUCUUGAAUAUAUUUAAUUAAAUUAUCUUUUUCUCCAAUA
Messenger RNA from Oppiella nova, 1476 nucleotides. Lineage: Eukaryota; Metazoa; Arthropoda; Arachnida; Sarcoptiformes; Oppiidae. The record is from the annotation of a GenBank genome assembly.